AUGCUGUGGCCGCGGCUGGCGGCGACCGAGUGGGCGGCGCUGGCCUGGGAGCUGCUGGGCGCCUCGGUGCUGCUCCUCGCGGUGCGCUGGCUGGUGCGGCGGCUGGAGAAGCGGCCACGGGGCCUGGGCCGCGGCGGGACCCCGGCCCCGCAGCCCUGUGCGGCUGCCGCGCCGGACCCAGGUGAAAUGACAAUGGAUGUGGUGUUGGCUCGAUUGAAACUCCUGAACGCAGAUGCCCUUAGAGAGGAAAUUGUCAAAGCCGGAUUGAAAUGUGGACCCAUCACAUCAACCACAAGGUUCAUUUUUGAGAAAAAACUGGCUCAAGCCUUACUGGGGCAAGGAACAUCGCUCUCUCCCUUUCUUCCCAGCCAUGAGGAGGCAGGUGCCACGGCCGUCAGCCAAGACACACAGAGAACUCUGAAGUCUGCUGAAGACAGCCUGCAUGAGCAAGCCAGUCUUCCUGAAGAGAGAGAGUUUGGUUAUGGCGUGGGCUUGAAUCCUCCCCAGGAGGAUGCUGUGACAUCCACGAGCUCGGUGCCCUUCUGUGCUGCAGCCCACAUCAACAGCCACAAAGCUGGUGUGACAGCCACUAAGGAGCCACCUCUGUACUACGGGGUAUGCCCUGUGUACGAGGACCUCCCAGUGAGAAACGGUACUAUGGCGUGGUCAGUGUGUCCUCACAUGGGUGGUACAUGUACUGCAGAGGGAAAAGAACGGAUCCAUGUUUAUGAAGAUAAAAAGGAAGCAUUGCAAGCCGUCAAAAUGUUCAAGGGGUCCCGAUUCAAAGCUUUUUCAACCAGAGAAGAUGCUGAGAAGUUUGCUAGAGGAAUUUGUGAUUAUUUCCCUUCCCCAAGCAAAUCCUCAUUACCACUUUCUCCUGUGAAAGCACCAUUCCUUAGCAACGGUGCGUUAAAAGGUGGUUUGUGUUCACCUGAGUCAGACAUAGUGAACAAAGAGCGGGCAAACAGUUAUAAAAACCCCCGCACCCAGGACCUCACUGCCAAGCUCCGAAAGGCUGUGGAGAAGGGAGAAGAAGACACCUUUUCUGAUCUCAUCUGGAGUAACCCUCGCUAUCUGAUUGGCUCAGGAGACAACCCUACCAUUGUCCAGGAAGGCUGCAGGUACAAUGUCAUGCAUGUUGCUGCCAAGGAGAACCAGGCUGCUAUCUGCCAGCUGACUUUGGAGACCCUAGAAAACCCUGAGUUUAUGCGACUCAUGUACCCAGAUGACGACCUGGGCAUGCUGCAGAAGCGCAUCUGCUACAUCGUUGAUCUCUAUCUGAACACGCCUGACAAGAUGGGCUAUGACACGCCAUUGCAUUUUGCUUGUAAAUUUGGAAAUGCUGAUGUGGUCAAUGUGCUUUCUUCACACCCUUUGAUUGUGAAAAACCCAAGAAAUAAAUAUGAUAAGACACCUGAAGAUGUGAUUUGUGAAAGAAGCAAAAAUAAACCUGUGGAACUGAAGGAGCGGAUCAGGGAAUAUUUACAGGGUCACUACUAUGUGCCAUUGCUCAGAGCUGAAGACACGUCCUCUCCCGUCAUCGGGGAGCUGUGGUCCUCAGACCAGACGCCUGAAGUCUCCCACACUGGUCACUCAGGAGGUGGCCCCCGGGACCCUGUGCUGACACUGAGAGCUUUUGCAGGGCCCAUGAGUCCAUCCAAGGCAGAAGAUUUUCGCAAACUCUGGAAGACUCCACCACGAGAAAAAGCAGGCUUUUUUCACAACGUCAGGAAAUCUGACCCAGAAAGAGGCAUUGAAAGAGUGGGCAGGGAGCUAGCUCAUGAGCUGGGGUAUCCCUGGGUUGAAUACUGGGAAUUUCUGGGCUGUUUUGUUGAUCUGUCUUCCCAGGACGGCCUGCAAAGACUAGAAGAAUAUCUUGCUCAGCAGCAAUUGGGCAAAAAGGCUCAACAAGAAACAGGUGGAAAAGAAGCCUGCCUCAGAGACAGGGCCCUGGCCUCAGGCAAGGGGCAAAAGGGCAGCAAUUCCGUCUCUGUGGGGGCAUUUCUGGACGAGGAUGAGGAGAUGAGCCUGGAAGAAAUCAAAAACCGGCAAAACACAGCUCGAAACAGCAGCCCGCUCACCAUCAGUGCUUGGGGAGACGCCGUGCGUGGCGCCCUUCCCUCGGAGCCCAAGGCGGCCUUGAUCGAAGCCUCAGCCCUGAGUGCUGUCCCCAGCAGCAGAAAUGGAUUCUUCAGUCCCAGCCUGAGCCCGGGUGGCAGGAGACCAGAGGCCGCCAGCAGAGAGGACGCACUUCUCUCGCCUGUCUCUGACUUGACUGUUGACUUUGACAAGCUGAGUUUGCAAAAUCUAGAAAGUAGCCUUUCCAGGACCCCAAAACGAUGUAUGAAAACCGAAGAAAAGAAGAUCCUGACCUCGAGAAUGGGUGCAGUAGAAGAUGGCUUGCUAGCGUCUCCACCUGCUGCAGACAGACUUGGAAAGAACCAGACAGAGACGGAGAGGGAAAUGUCCCUGGAGCCCAGCAGCCCCGGGCAUGAGGCCCAGGGCAGGCACACGCCCACGUCCCCCCCUGCCACCAGGCUCUUCCUCUUUGGAGAGGAGCCAUCAAAGCUGGACCGGGAUGUUUUGGCAGCUCUGGAACGUGCAGAUGUCGACCCUCAGCGGUACCCCGCUGUCCACAGAUGGAAGAGCGCUGUCCUGGGCUACUCGCCCUCCGAUAGGCAGAGCUGGCCAAGCCCUGCGCUGAAAGGAAAGCUCAAGGCUCAGCUGCCAGAUCUUGGUUAUGGCCCCGGCUGCAGCCCUGGGAGAAGCCGUCCUGCUGGGGGCAGCCCCGUGAGGCCCGGCCACGCCGCCCACUCCCCCAGCCUGGGGCGCUACAGCCCUGUACACGGGAGCCACCUCCGCAGGGUGGCGCGGGGGGCCCAGCUCACCACCACCCCUUAGGGUUGGGCAGCUCUCAUUUCCUUCAUUUCCAAAGAAGAAGGGUAAUAUGUUUUAUUGGUAAAAUUUCACACACACAAAAAUAUUCCAAGUAAUUUAUUAAUCCUCACUUUGAGGGUAGAAUUUCAGAAAACAUGAAUGUUCUAUGUAAAAUUUAAAUUUUGGAUAUUUUGGAAGAAGUUAAUGAAACAUUUUCUGGAAAAUGUCAACGUAUUAAAGACAAAGACUUUCUGGGUAGCAGUGCCUCGGUUUGAAAUGUAGCAGAGAAAAGGGUGUGGAGGCUGCUCCUGGGAGACAGCUGUGUGCAACCAGAAACCCUGAGCGACUGUUCUGGAGGAGGAGGACGCUGGCGGAACUGCUGGCUCGGACAGCCCUGUGACACCCGCCCUCACUCAGCUCGCUGGUCCUUGGCUUCCUGGGGUCUCUUGAUGAGGGGACAACCCCUCAGCCAGGUGGCCCUCAUCAUUUAUAUGUAAGGGAUAUUUACAAGUGAGGUCAUUAAAACACUGGAAUUACUGAUAAGAAGACGGAAGUAGCUUUUUUUGUUGGAAAAAGGUUUCCAGCCAGUGGGUGUUGUGCAAGAUAGUCCCAUAGACUCACCAGCAAUAAUUACAAGGACUCUAUUUUCCACUAGCUCUUGAGCUUUCAGGCUGUUGAAUUUCCGGUGUGGUUAUUCAUUUUGAAAUCGUUCCCUGGUUUUGAGAUUUAUCCUGAGGCCUCGAGCGUGAACUAGCGUACGGCCAGUUUUCUGCCGUGUCUCCCAGCUCUGUUUCAGCUGGGCUGUCCUGUAUAAAAGAGCAGUGCAGUUCAGGUUUGCCUUCCAGGUGAGGGUUGGUAGAGGCGGCCUUACCCUUGGCGCGCUCUCAGGAAGCCAACACAGCAUCACCAGAGGCUGUCAGGGCUGACUUCCGCCUGGGGGUUACAAGCGCAGAUCAUAUGCAAGUGUUAUUUUGUGUUUACUCCAAAAUGAAAAACUGUAACAAUGCUUUUGCGAACUUGAGUGCCUUUUUAAGUCAUUUUCAAUUUUUCUGAACUUGCUUUUUGAGAAUAUGAAAUGGUCGUAAGUAGGCAUAACUAAGAACUUUUUUAUUGGUGUAACCUGUGAAUUGAAAGUUGGGUUAAAAUGCUUAUUUCUUUCACAUAAGCAAUGGGCUAAGAAUACUGGAACCGACACUUAGAUUUUCAAAUAAAAACUUUGUUACACAGGAUGUUUUCAUUUGUGUAGCAUAUGAGAUCUUACAGAAUAGAAACACUGCGUUUUAAAGAACGCAUUCUUGUUCUUAAAUCAGAAUGUGGAUAUUCAGUUUUGUCAAAAAAUCUUAGGAUAUUGUCUUGU
Messenger RNA from Lepus europaeus (European hare), 4234 nucleotides. RefSeq names its product ankyrin repeat and LEM domain containing 2 (gene ANKLE2). The record is from RefSeq and is a predicted model, not a curated record. Gene Ontology annotation, biological process: negative regulation of phosphorylation. Bases 1 to 2901 code for a protein of 966 amino acids. Gene Ontology annotation, molecular function: protein phosphatase 2A binding. The transcript is spliced from 13 exons. NCBI's taxonomy places the organism in Eukaryota, Metazoa, Chordata, Mammalia, Lagomorpha, Leporidae. Gene Ontology annotation, cellular component: endoplasmic reticulum.